GCCAUCAUCUUCCAACAUCAUAUUCAUCAUCAUCAACCGCCGCCACUCUCACCACCGUCUAAUUGACUGAAAAUCAUGGCUACGCCGCCAUCAAUCACCGACCUCUUCGCUCAACUCGCUUCUCACCUUCAAUUACCGAUCAGGGAACGAGAAAACGAAGAGGAAGUUCUCACUCUCUCAAUUUCCAAGCUAAAUCAAUCUUUAAACCUCAACGAAAACCCUAAUUCUAGGGUUAGGGUUUUGGAUACCGCUCUCUCCCUCAUGUGUUUCAAGGCACCCCAGGUUUUUGAUUCAAUGAUUGAGUAUUUGGCGACGACGAUCAUCAGCGUCUUAUCUUCUUCGGUUAAUUGCAAGGUUUUUCCUGUUCAAAACGAACAGUUUCUGCUUAUGGGUAGCGCAAGUUUAGGUCUAAAUUUCGUGGAAUUGAUAGAAAUGUUUAACAAUGUUUAUGCAAAGUUAGAGGGAAAAGGGGUGUUUUCUCAUUUGCUGUUACGUGCUGUUGUAAGGGUAGCAGUUUUGGCAUCUUGCUAUCAGUAUUCAUUCCCAAAUAUACCUAUUCUUGAUGUGAAAUUAAUUGAAGGAAAUAGUGCUGCUGUUUCCAAGUUGCAUUGCCAUUUACCCACUGAACUGUCCCUUGAAAAUGAGGAAAUACCAUUGAGGCUGCUGUUCUGGUAUCUUGACCCACUAACCCUAAAGCAAGCUGUUUCAAAGAUUUUAAAAGAUACCACAGAAAGGCCUUUCCUUUGUUUGAGUGACGAAUUUCACCAGAGAACGGAUUGGCGUGCUAUCAUCAUAUGCUUGGCACUUUCUCCUGUUAUGUUUAUUGAGACCAGAGCCCUAUUACAUAACUGGUUCCUCAAGACGGGUCUGGCUUCUGUACUAGAGCUUCUGGGUGGAUUAGUGUCAGCAAUAUUGGAUGUAAUUUCAAGACCAACAUGGUGGGGCAUAUCUUUGGAAUUGGGAUCUAAGCUACCAUUUUCCUGUGCAUAUUUCCCAAAUAAGAACCACUUGUUGAGGAUUUUAGUUGGAGUCUUCUCUGCUGAAAGCUUUCUACAUUUAGCUCAUGCCACAAGUGAACAAGUUUCUCUUGGUAGGGAACAACUGCAUCCAGCCGUCAAGCCAACAGCAGUGGUGGUGGCAAGCAUAGAUCACAAAUCUCUCUGGGCUUUGGCAAUAGACUUCCCAGAUUGGUUCUAUUUUGCUUCUGUUCUACUCUUCACUGAGAAAAAUCUCCAUAAGAAUUUCCAAUCAAAAUGCAUAUUAGCCACACCUAAAGUUGAAGAAACACAUGAUAAGGAAUUAUUGUCUACAUAUGCUGCUAGGUAUAUUGCAUGGAUUCUGAGCCCCAUUAGUAAUUCUAAUCAGGGUUUGCUAGUUGAUUUUUUGACUAAAAUAUCAGAGUCUUGGGUAGUUAAGCACAACAAAGAAGCAGCUACCUUCAAGAAGAAACUUAAGAAACCAAAAGUUAAUGACAAGAGGGAGGAUUAUGCUGUGGCAAAAGAGUAUGAUUGUCAACAGAUUGGAAUCUGGCUCAAUGAAAUUGAAAACAUAUACAUCCAGUAUGCUAACACAACCAUCAACAGUUCUCCAUCUGCUGAUUCAAAUGCAUCCAAUGUUCUAAGCCUGCAGCAAAAUGUGCUUAUAAGGAAAAUCCCACUAGGCAUCUUGAUUGGGUGCCCCAAUUGUAUAACUGAGGAUGGAUGUGAACUUUUGCUGCACUAUGCAGCUACUGGUAUAAUACUUCGGCCAAGGGAAACUAUGUCUGCUGGACUAAGACAUGUAAAGAAGAACUCUGAAAGGCAGGACUUAACUACAUGGAUGGAAAAAUGUAGUAAAAGGGAUGUUUUAGCAGGUGCCUGUAUUGUUUUUAGUUUGACAGAUGCCGUUGAUAAUAUAUCUACUUCAUUUUUUGAGACUGAAGAAAGUGGAUUAGAUUUUAUUUACCAGGUCAAAGUAAAGGCUAGGAAGUAUUUGACGAAUUGCAUCAAGAGGCUAAGUAUGCUUAGCAUUGACAAAGAUGGGGUUUUGAUGUUAAGGGACCUAUGUAAUAGAUUGGAGCGAUGGAGGCAUCAAGGGCAAGUAAGUUUACAAAUUCAGAAAGAUAUAGGUGAUGUCAUCAAUGACUUGAGUCAGAAAUUAUCUUCAAAUGAGAAGACUUUCUGAAGGGAAACUGCCACAUUGUGCUUGCCCCCCCUUCCAUCUUCACUUAACUCGAUUCUUAAUAUCAUUCUAACGUGUAAACGGAGAGAGUUCUUGGAUGAUAUGAAAAGAGAAUUGUAAGCAAUCUAUUGGAUUGUGUAUUCUUUUAAAUAUACAUAUGCAUACAUACAUAUAUAUAUAUAUAUAUAUGUAUGUGUGUGUGUGUGUGUGUGUGUGUAAGAGCGGCUUGCAGUCCCCUUACAGCAACUCAGUAACCUUUUUUGGCAUGUGUAUUUUGAGCGAACAAUCAUUUUUAAGUCCUUUGAGUCAACAGUAUAUACCAAUAGCAGAUUGUAAGUAUAACUUUCCCCAAGGCCGUCGAAGGCUCUGUUUCAUGUUAACAUCCACGAUGUCCGUUUUAUUUCUGUUUUUAUGGUGUGGCUGUAAUCCAUCCACUCAAACA
Messenger RNA from Durio zibethinus, 2602 nucleotides. RefSeq names its product acyl-CoA synthetase family protein. The record is from RefSeq and is a predicted model, not a curated record. NCBI's taxonomy places the organism in Eukaryota, Viridiplantae, Streptophyta, Magnoliopsida, Malvales, Malvaceae.